AUGGCUAGUGCUCAAGAUGAUGUACAUCUAUUGUAUGAGCUUAAUGCCCCCGACUACAAAAAAGCCUCGGUACAAUCCUUGUUUGACAAAAUAGCACCAGAUCCAUCUUUGUCCACUUUUUUAGAUGUCUUAACGGGGGUAGAAGAUAUUUUCCAGUUGAUUAAUGCUACUCACAAGCAAGAACUAACCAUUUUCUGCCCCAUAAAUGGAGCGUUUCAUGAUCAUGUUGAAUCGACACGAGAAAAUUUAAAAGAGUUUUUACAGUAUCAUAUUGUUCCGUCUUAUAUUGAACCAGACAAUCUAAAGAGAGUUGAUACACUCAAGACAUUACUUGAUGAUGAAACAAUCAGUGUAAGCUAUCACUUCUUUUCUCAAAGAAUUGUCUUGAACGAUCUUGCUACUGUUGAUACUGUACAUACAAUAGAAGCCGUGAAUGGAAUUGCAUACAAAAUUGAUCACUUAUUAUUACGUCCUACUGUUUCUGCAUAA
Molecule: messenger RNA, 489 nt
Organism: Gilbertella persicaria
Lineage: Eukaryota; Fungi; Mucoromycota; Mucoromycetes; Mucorales; Choanephoraceae
Product: FAS1 domain-containing protein
Exons: 1
Coding region: 1-489 (162 amino acids)
Source: RefSeq, a predicted model, not a curated record